AUGGAUCAUAAAGUUCUCCAUGGAGAAGUGAGAAUUAGAAUUCGUGAUUACUGGAUUGCAGUAAUUGGUGAUUCAUUUGCUUCUGGAGAAGGUAAUCCGGAUGUUCCAGUUAAUGCACUCGAGAAAACAAUGGCAAAAUGGCUUUCGAAUCGAUGUCAUCGAAGUUCUCGAUCUUGGGCUUAUAAAGUAUACGAAUGGAUGAGUGAUAGGGUGGUAGAAGAGAGUGCGGUACAUUUCACCUAUCUGCCAUGUACAGGAGCAUCUGUUGAUAAUGGAAUUUUGGUUUUAUUUAAUAAUACAUCACAAAUCAAUGUGUUAGAACAGAUAACACUUAUAAGAGGUGCCGGUCCGGAUUUGUUGAUGAUGUCAGUUGGCGGUAAUGAUAUUGGAUAUUCCGAAAUACUGUCAACUCUAAUUGGAGGCCCAAUAGGUUCAUUAUUCUCUACCAUUGAUAUGCGCUUCUUCUACACAUCAUAUCAGCUGGAUCGAGUUGCUAAAGCAAUUCAAGAAUUAAAACCUAAUCAGGUUAUCGUACCGCAUUACUUCGAUCUCACACGCAACGAACGUGGCAUGGUGGACGCUGAUUGCGCUGACAUGCGACAAAUAAGCACCGAAAAUUUAAUAUUGGCAGAAAAAAAAAUUUUGCAACGAAUUAAUGGAUUGAUAACGAAAAAAUCGAAGCAAUACGGUUGGACAGCGAUUGAAGGUGUGGCUGAAUUAUUUCGAUCACGCGGUUGUUGUUCAUCCAAUUCACUCAUCAGAAGCAUACGAGACUCAAUUCAAUUACAAGGUAAUAGUUUUGGAGCAUUUCAUCCCAUUGAGGAAGCUCAUCAACAAAUUGCCGAUUUGAUUGUUAAACAAGUACAACAAUUCGAUAAUUAA
Molecule: messenger RNA, 882 nt
Organism: Acanthocheilonema viteae
Lineage: Eukaryota; Metazoa; Nematoda; Chromadorea; Rhabditida; Onchocercidae
Source: the annotation of a GenBank genome assembly